This is a messenger RNA of Uranotaenia lowii, 5296 nucleotides long. RefSeq lists its product as uncharacterized. Bases 776 to 4942 code for a protein of 1388 amino acids. Gene Ontology annotation, molecular function: nucleic acid binding. Lineage: Eukaryota; Metazoa; Arthropoda; Insecta; Diptera; Culicidae. Gene Ontology annotation, biological process: DNA integration. The transcript is spliced from 2 exons. The record is from RefSeq and is a predicted model, not a curated record.
AUCUUAUGAUUUAAAUACAAUAAUACUUAUGCUAUUUAUCACGUAUCGUGUAUGUAAACACUAACGUAUGGAUUAAUAAUAAAUAGCCGGGGUUUGGUAAGAGCGGGUCUCUUUUACCAUAUACCUGCUUACACUACAACACAUCAGUGGAUUGAUACUACCUGAGAGAAUUCCCCUACCCCUUUAAAGGUUUGGCUGUCAGUCAGUUUCAUCGUUGAGAGCUGUAAAGAACGACGUUAUAAAGUGGCGACGAGAAAAAUUAGGUAGCGCGGAAGUGAUUAAGUAAGUUUUUUAAGUGUUUAAAGUAACUGCGACUGCGGAAUAAUUUUUCGAAUCACGGUCGAGAGUGAAUUAUUUGUAUAACAGUGCGAUUUAACCCCGACGGCAGGGAAAAUUUCCGCAUUAAAGUCGGUAAAAAAAAAAAGUUAUCGCUUGAGUGGCGCUGCAGCUGGUUUUCGGACGGUGUUUCACCCGAGGGUUCAUUUGCCUCGAAGAUUUGUUGGCCCCGUUCCUGUGAACUACACAAAGUGGGACUCCGUAUUGGAGAAGCAACAACCCACAUUCAAGUGAAAUUUAUCGGUCUUCUUCUCCGAGGUAUUGUUGAUUCGUGGUCGACAAGGGUCGAGCCAAACCACCAAAGAGUUCUUCAUUCGGUAAGCUUAACUUUUUCAUAUUUGCUGUUUUUGAGGAAAUAUUACUCGGAGAUCUUUUGAAUUGAAAUUUUCAACAAAACCGAAAGUUUAUUGAUUUUUUUGGUUUUUUAAAAUUCUAAGAGAUGGCAAACAACAAUGCCGGUAAUCUUUUGGCUCUAAUUGAACCUUACAGAAGGGGGACUUCCUUUUCAAACUGGGUUGAAAGGUUACGAUUUUGUUUUCAAGUGAACAAUAUCUCGGAUAUUCAGCGCAAGCCUUUAUUAUUCACUUUAAGCGGUCCGGUAGUGUUCGACGAGCUAAUGCUCCUCUUUCCUAACGAUCAAUUGGCAAAUGCUGAAUACGAUGAUAUGAUAGAUCGAUUAAAACAAAGAUUUGAUAAGAAGGAAAGCUCUAGAAUUUUGAGAUUUAGAUUCACAACCAGGGUUCAAGAACCAAAUGAAACUUUGGAAGAUUUUAUUUUGUCAUUAAAAAUGCAGGCCGAGUUUUGCAACUUCGGGGACGCAAAAUCUAGUAUGAUUUUAGAUAGAAUUAUAGCGGGGGUCAGGGAUGUCAAUCUCCGUCAACGAUUGUUAGUCGAACAAAAUCUCACCCAGGAAAUGGCUGAAAAUUUGGUGGCAACCUGGGAGAUGGCCCAAACUAACGCGUUUGCCAUGGGUGGGCAAGGUCCCACAAGUGGUAUUGGACGUUAUGGUCAGGUGGCGAACCUAAGAGGCCCAGUCAAAAGUAGAUUAGGUAACAGACCAGCCAUCAGAGGCCCAUAUGAAAGCAGAAAUUAUCAUCAGCAAGAAGGCUUCGAGGGUAGGCAAACAAGACGUUACACUGGGACAAUUCCUAAAACGACAUCUGAGAACUCAUCUUAUCAGGAGGACAAAAGAAGGAAGCCGGACUACAGGAACACUGUUUGCGAUUUUUGCAAGAUUAAGGGGCAUCCGAAACGCAAAUGCUUCAAAUUGAAGAAUUUGAAGAGGAAGGCGGUCAAUUUUGUUGACAAUUUGAAUCCCGGCUGCGAGAAGGACUUGAGCGAAUUGUUUAAUCGUAUGCGACCCAGAGUUUCAGAUUCGGAUAGCGAUGAUAGCGAUACAGGUAGUUUUCAAUGCAUGCAUUUGGAUUCGAUCAACGGAAUUAGCGAUCCAUGUUUGCUGUCUGUUAAAAUUGAGGGCAAAUUCGUGCAGAUGGAAGUGGACUGUGGUUCUUCGGUAACGGUGAUGGGUAUUAAUCAAUUUACAGCUCUUUUCGAUAAAAAACUUAAACAAAUUGAUAAAAAUCUGAUAGUUGUGAAUGGUUCUAAGCUGCGUAUUGCGGGGGAAGCAAAAGUAAUGGUUAGUUUUAAAAAUAUCGAAACUAAAUUGAAAAUUAUUGUUCUUGACUGUUCUCAUAGUUUCAUUCCACUUUUAGGAAGAAAUUGGUUGGAUAUUUUCUAUUCUGACUGGAGAAAUUUUUUCACAAAUUCCUCCUUGAUACAAAAAGUAAAUUUAUGUUCUUCUGACGAAGUUAUCAAAGAUGUUAAACAAAAAUUUUCCAACGUUUUCAACAAAGACUUUUCUUCUCCGAUUGUGGGCUAUGAAGCUGAACUAGUAAUCAAUAAGGAAAAGCCGAUUUUUAAAAAGGCCUAUGACGUUCCUUACAGAUUGAGGGAUAAAGUAUCUGAAUAUUUGGACAACCUUCAGAAACAAAACGUGAUUACUCCAAUUGAAAACAGUAAAUGGGCCUCCCCGAUAGUAAUUGUAAUGAAAAAGGACAAUGAUAUCAGACUUGUGAUAGACUGCAAGGUUUCAAUUAACAAAGUGUUAGUUCCGAAUUCUUACCCUCUUCCAGUUGCUCAGGAUCUUUUUGCUAAAUUGGCUGGUUGUAAAGUUUUCUGCUCUCUUGAUCUGGAAGGAGCUUACACUCAACUAUCUCUAUCAGCUAGAUCGAGGAGAUAUAUGGUUAUCAACACCUUUAAGGGACUUUUUACUUAUAACCGUCUACCGCAAGGAAGUGCAUCUAGUGCAAGCCAAUUUCAAUCGGUAAUGGACAGAGUGCUAGAAGGUCUAGAAAAAGUUUUUUGUUAUCUCGACGAUGUGUUAAUUGCAGGGUUGAAUUGGGAAGAUUGUAAACAAAAACUCUAUUUGGUUUUAGAAAGAUUAGCUAAAGCAAAUAUCAAAAUUAAAUUAAGCAAAUGUAAAUUUUUUGUGGAAGAAUUAAUUUAUUUGGGUCACGUCAUAAGUCAAAAUGGAUUAAGGCCAUGUUCUGAUAAAAUUUUAACAGUACAGAGAGCUAAAGCACCCACAAAUGUUAGUGAACUCAAAUCAUAUUUGGGUUUGAUCAACUUUUACAACAGAUUCAUUCCCCAUUUAUCUAGCAAGCUGUGUUAUUUGUACAAUUUGUUAAAAAAAGAUGUUAAAUUUGUUUGGGAUAAAAAUUGUGAAUCUGCUUUUACAAAAAGUAAGAAUGCUUUGCUUUCUGCUGAUAUCCUAGAAUUUUAUGAUCCCAAUAAACCUAUUGUAGUGGUUUCUGACGCUUCUGGUUAUGGAUUAGGAGGAGUAAUGGCACAUAUAGUGGGUGGGUUUGAAAAACCAAUUUGUUUCACAUCAUUUUCAUUGAGUACCGCACAAAAAAAAUACCCUAUACUUCAUCUUGAAGCACUAGCUUUGGUCUGUACAAUAAAAAAAUUUCAUAAAUACCUAUAUGGUCAAAAAUUUCAAGUUUUUACGGACCACAAGCCUUUGGUCGGAAUAUUUGGCAAAGAUGGCCAAAAUUCUAUUUAUGUCACAAGACUUCAACGCUUUAUUUUAGAACUUUCAAUUUAUGAAUUCGAUAUACAAUACAGGCCAUCUGCUAAAAUGGGAAAUGCGGAUUUUUGUUCGAGAUUCCCACUUAAUCAAUCGGUUCCUGAUGAACUUGAUGUUGAAUUUAUAAGAAGUAUAAAUUUUAGCAAAGAAAUUCCGAUAGAUUUUAUUCAGGUGGCUACUGAAACUCAAAAAGAUUCGUUUUUAUCGACCAUUGUUUAUUAUAUGAGGAAUGGUUGGCCAAAGAAAGUAGAUCAGCAGUUAAGUGGUUUUUUUUCGAAUCAAAAAGAUUUAGAAAUUGUCAACGAAUGUUUACUAUACCAAGGAAGGGUUAUAAUACCGCAAAUUUUCCAAAGCAAAGUUCUUAAACUAUUGCAUGCCAACCAUGCAGGUAUAGUAAAAAUGAAACAACUGGCGAGAUGCACUAUAUUUUGGGUUGGAAUAAACAAAGAUAUUGAAAAACUGGCAGCUAAUUGUGAUAUUUGCAAUAGCAGGGCUAUAAUACCUAAGAAAAAAAUUGAAUCUAAAUGGUCUCCUGCUACAAGACCAUUUAGUAGAUUGCAUAUAGAUUUUUUUCACUAUUCCAGCCACACGUUUCUUCUGAUCGUUGAUAGUUUUUCAAAAUGGUUAGAAGUGAUCUGGAUGAAAAACGGUACUGAUACUGGAAAGGUGUUGCUAAAACUAGUGGAAUGUUUUUCAAGAUUUGGACUACCAGAUAUAUUAGUGUCAGAUGGGGGCCCUCCUUUCAACUCGCAUGUUUUUGUUAAUUUUUUGGAAAAUCAAGGAAUAAUGGUUAUGAAAAGCCCACCAUAUCAUCCAGCCAGUAAUGGUCAGGCAGAGAGAUUGGUCCGUACCGUUAAGGAUGUUCUAAAAAAGUUCUUCCUUGAUUCAGAAUUCACACAAUUGAAUUUGGAAGACCAAAUCAAUUUAUUUUUGUUUAAUUAUAGAAAUUUUCUGACAAGGGAUGGUAAGAGUCCAGCUGACAAAAUACUUUCUUAUAAACCAAAAAUCAUGCUUGACUUAAUCAAUCCUAAAAGACAUACUAAAUUUCAAAACAAUCACGCAUUAACUAAUGAUGUACCUAACAAGGUUGAGGUUUAUCCAAAAAGGGUGGUGGUUGAUGCUCUGGAUGAACUAGCUGAAGGUGAUGAGAUUUGGUAUGAGAACCAUAAUCCUCACAAUCCAGCUAGAUGGAUAAAAGCAACGUUUCUAAAACAUUUUUCGUCCAAUACCAUACAGAUACUUGUUGGAAACGCCAAAGUAAUGGCCCAUCGGCGUCAAGUCCGAGCAACUAAUAUGGAACGUCAAGUAUUGAGGCCAAACGUUGGGACGAGUAGCACUGGAACAACUAGAACUACGAUAAGCGAAAUACAGAACGAACCUGAAGAAAGACCUCAACCGGUGCUACCCUCAAGGAAACGGAAACAACAAGAGUCGCUGGCAAAUCCCGGAGACACUCCUGAGCUACGAAGGUCAAAGAGGGCUAAGAAGCAGAACAAGGAUGAUAUUUACAGCUAUUGAAUGAAUUCUUACAAAUUGCAUUAUAUAACUAAAUGAAUUUAUACUUUGAGUUUUUAUCCUGAAUUACAAAUUCUGAUCGAUAAUUGUUGAUCGAAUUUUUUUUUAAGAAAAAGGGAAGAUGAUGUAAUAUCUUAUGAUUUAAAUACAAUAAUACUUAUGCUAUUUAUCACGUAUCGUGUAUGUAAACACUAACGUAUGGAUUAAUAAUAAAUAGCCGGGGUUUGGUAAGAGCGGGUCUCUUUUACCAUAUACCUGCUUACACUACAACACAUCAGUGGAUUGAUACUACCUGAGAGAAUUCCCCUACCCCUUUAAAGGUUUGGCUGUCAGUCAGUUUCAUCGUUGAGAGCUGUA